Messenger RNA from Sabethes cyaneus, 2235 nucleotides. RefSeq lists its product as uncharacterized. The transcript has 9 exons. Lineage: Eukaryota; Metazoa; Arthropoda; Insecta; Diptera; Culicidae. The record is from RefSeq and is a predicted model, not a curated record. Bases 75 to 1865 code for a protein of 596 amino acids.
UUAAAAAACUAUCGCAGUUCAGUGUGAAAAUAUUUUUCAAAUACAGAAUAUAAGGUAGGGCUGACCUUUAUGCAAUGGAUAUCGAAAUAAAAGAUGAACCGGUCAUCAUUGAAGGCUACGAGCUGAUAGAUACCGCAGACAGCUACAAUCUCAGCAAUGAAGCAUGUUCUUCCAAAGAUAGCCAACAAAGUUUCGAGAACGAUGAGAUGUUGAUCCUUCUUCGACAGUGGGGGCUGGAGAUCCUUUCGGAAAGAUUUACGAAAAACUUGAUAGAUGUCAGUCUUCUAGAUUACAUUCUAGAGGUGGAUAUUAUGGAGCUGUGUAAGGAUCUUCCCAUGCGUUAUCGGCUUAUUUUAAGGCACAAGUUGGAGCAUAAGUAUUACAAAAAUCAGCAACAUAAAAAUAAGAAUGACGAUGGAAGCGGUAAAUCAGUGAAUAAGGCACGGCCUGGUAAGAGAUCGUCAUGUAAUGUUCAAGGCGGGGAAAAUGUAGAUCUAAUUGAUACAACGACAACGUCACGUUCUCGCUUAGAUACAACCGAUUCAAUGGUAAACUAUAAUAGUGCGGUGAAACUACCAGUACCGCGUUUUUUCUACGGCUCUAAACGAGAGAGUUUACUGGAGAUUUGUGAAGUACACGAAACGGGUAGGAAGUUUUUAGAACAAUACAAGAAGGAAAAUGGCAAGCGAAUUUAUCCUGCGGAAUCUCGCAAGUAUAUUAAAAAUGCUGUCGUUGAUUACUUCUAUCGCUGCGGUAAUGGACAUAUUGUGUCUCAAACGUUUCCGAGAAUGGUUCAGAUUAUUCUGGACGAGCUACCGGAUGAGGAUCCUGGCAUUUGGUAUAUACCUAAGGAUAACAAUCAUGCUGCAGCUGGUUUACUCUACACUCGUUACAAGUAUCUGUUACAGAAAGACUAUAAUUCUCGUUCACAAAAAAACUCAAACACGGUAGUUGCUCCUGCGGCUACCGAAGUGCCGGCGGAACAGACCUGGCUUGAUCUACCGGAAAAUGAGCAACUCAAGUGUUCCGCUGCCAAGCGGAAGCUGCAAAAUGUUUCUAAUAUCGAUAAAAUUGAAGUGCAUGCAGCGUGGAGAGAUUCGUUCCCGCUGCGACGAUACGAGGUUGUAAGUAAGAAAUUACGUCUCGAGGAAUGGAGCGUACUGGCUAGCUUAGAAGAGAAUAAUGCAUUGAUAAAUUACGACUUCUGCACGUUACAUUCAGCCGAGCACGACACUUUUCGGGAAAAGGUGCCCCAAUUUGUUACACUUUUUAAGGAUGUUUCUCAAGGUUAUAAGGCGCAAAUUGAGGACGACAGGCAGCUGUAUCAUGUGCUUACAUCGCUGAAUUUCCAGGAAGGCAGCGAAGAUUCUGACAAAGCAAACUUCCUCACGUUUUAUUCCUUGCCGUUGAUUUUGCGCCAAAACUUUAUUGGAAAAGGCAGGAAAAGAAUUAAGCCUUCGCUGAAAUCGUGCCGGACUUCGUUCAUUGUCUUGAUAGAGAAGGAGCAGGAUCUGCCUGAGGCAAUCGCGCAACGUAAACAAAUGGUCGACUGGGAACAUGAAGGUAACCCCAACGGGCCAUCAACUCCACAGCCGUUUAUUAUUGCCAUUGGUGAUGCGAAAACCUACGACAUCAGCAAGUAUUUUGUCAUUUGGGAGAGUAUCGUUUUCAAAUGCAAAACUGUGGUGGAAGCGCUGGAUCUUAUGUUUAAAUUGCACGCUGUUUUCGAAUUGGAUUACUCACAGAUGUGUCAAACUGUGAUGAAAUUCAUUCAAAAGUAUUUCUACGAUCUGGCCACGGACACCAAGCGGUUGGAUGCUAAGGCAGCAGCCUUGAUUACGGACUUGAAUCGAAGCGCAAAUUGAAUGAACGAGUUUUAGGUAUGUCUGACUAUUUGAGCUAUUUAUAUUUAAAACCUCGGAGGAAUUCUAGAGGUCUGUUCCGUUCCAUCAUUAUACUAUUUAGUAUAUGAUAACUAACGGGCGUGGAGUACGAAAAUAUGUUCAACCCCAAAUUAUUUUAUACACGUGAUGCAAAAGUAUCAAUCGGUAGUAAAUACAUACUACUCGAAAUCUGCGGUUAAGUGAACGUAUUUGUGAAAAUUCCAUUUUAUCAAUGCAUUUUUUGGAUUCAAUGCAAAAAUAUACACUAUCUGAAGUGUAUUGACUGUUUGUAAAAAGAAAUUUUAGUUAAAUAUAAAACACUACUAUAGACUAUAAAACGCUGUGAGCACGU